Molecule: messenger RNA, 918 nt
Organism: Microsporum canis CBS 113480
Lineage: Eukaryota; Fungi; Ascomycota; Eurotiomycetes; Onygenales; Arthrodermataceae
Exons: 2
Coding region: 1-918 (305 amino acids)
Source: RefSeq, a predicted model, not a curated record
AUGCCUUAUACCAAGGAUGUUAACCGGAGCCGCGUCGAGGCAGCCCUGUCUAGGAUGACUGCGGAGGAUACUGCUCACCUGGCCUCUGUUCUCGAAUUUGAAGGCUCGUUGGCCGAUAGACUCCAAAAAACCAGCAUUGGCCCUUAUGUCGUCGAUAGUGAAGGGAUGAUCCGUGUCCCAGCCGUUCUCUUCGCUGGUGACCCAAGCAAGGGGCUGCCGGGGAUCAUUCUUACUCCGACGACACCAACUAUGCCUAUCAUUCGUGGCAUACCCGCCUUUCCAGCAUCGCCACCUUUUCCACCACCUCCCACUCCACUGGGUUUCGAGUUCAAAAACAAUACCGAACGUUACUUCUUUGCCAUUGCUGCCCGCGCACUCCAGGAGGCUGUGAAACUCCCUGAGAAUCCACCGCCAGCUGGCUGGUUACCCAGCCAGAAAUGCCCCAUCUUCUAUACCUCAAUCCUUGACCAGUUCACUGUCUGCUUCCACGACCAGCUCCAAAGAAGGGGCCUUUACAAGGAGGAGGCCUUCAUGGAAGAAUGUCAACACCACUAUGUCAGCAUUCUCAACAAUGUCCGUUCUAGAUGGCAUUAUUCGCCAUUUGGCUCGAUUGACGGAUUCAUAACCACCAUCCAGACUCCCCACAGCGAAAUUGCAGCACAGGCGUUGAAACACACUAUCAGAAAGCCCACUUCUCCUCCGCCAGCUGGAUGGAAGAUCAACGAGCCCCUGCACACCUAUUAUGUUAUCAUGCUCGCGAGGUUCCGCAUCCAUUUACGCAACAUGCUGAGGAACUAUGAAGGCCUUCUGGUUGAUGAACCGCUCGACCUUCAAGAGUCUCUCUGCCGAUUCACCGAGCUUGUCAUCCGGGAGUACCGCCGUAUCUGGAUUACGAACUAUGGGUUGAUGAGGAACUGA